This is a messenger RNA of Stylophora pistillata, 562 nucleotides long. Its product is annotated as ankyrin repeat domain-containing protein 16-like. The record is from RefSeq and is a predicted model, not a curated record. Lineage: Eukaryota; Metazoa; Cnidaria; Anthozoa; Scleractinia; Pocilloporidae. Gene Ontology annotation, molecular function: protein binding.
GGCGGACGUCUGGAACGGAACUCGUGCUGGCAAACAACUCUCUAUCGAAUAUCCCCUACCUCUUCGCUUGGUUCAAGCCAACAAACGAGAUGAAUUCAUGAGUAUGGCAGACUCUAAGACCGAGAAAGAAGCCGUAUUGAACUGUGUUCAUUUGAAAUCGGGUGACACUCCAAUUAUUGUUGCUGCGCGCCAUGGCCAUGGGGAUUUGAUGAACUUUUUAAUUCUUCGCGGUGUGGACAUUGAACAACGAAAUAAGGACUUGAAAAGAGCUUUGCAUGAAGCAGCUGCUAAUAGCCAUCUAGACUGUGUCAAGCUUCUUCUUUCGCAAAAUGCAGAGAUCGACUGUUUAAAGAGAGCGGACUGGACACCAUUAAUGAUGUCUUGCACAAAGAUGAAUAUUGGUGUCAUCAGAGAAUUAAUCCAAAGUGGAGCCAACAUGAGACUUACAAAUAAAGAUGGCUGGAACUGCUUUCAUAUUGCUGCCAGGGAAGGGAACACAGAAAUUUUGAAUUAUCUUCUUGAUUGUUGCUGUGAUAUUUGGGACAGUUGUAGCAAGAAUGGA